This is a messenger RNA of Humulus lupulus (European hop), 1262 nucleotides long. RefSeq names its product transcription factor MYB27. Gene Ontology annotation, biological process: regulation of DNA-templated transcription. Lineage: Eukaryota; Viridiplantae; Streptophyta; Magnoliopsida; Rosales; Cannabaceae. Bases 347 to 1093 code for a protein of 248 amino acids. The record is from RefSeq and is a predicted model, not a curated record. The transcript is spliced from 3 exons. Gene Ontology annotation, molecular function: DNA-binding transcription factor activity; sequence-specific DNA binding. Gene Ontology annotation, cellular component: nucleus.
CAAGAAGAAAGGUGAUGCAAGGGAAGAUAGAGCUACACAUCCCAUAUCCUUAGCUCAAGGAAAGAUAAUUAAGAAUUGGCAAUUAUGUAUAUAGUCACAGACAAAUGAGAGUGACCUAAAUAUUAAACAUCAUCUUAUAAUAUUGAAUAUUAGCCUAAAUAUUAUGUAAGCCAAUGGUGGGUGGAGCUCCCACAAACUACUAGUGUUGUCCACAGUGGGAGUGUUUCUGGUCACACAUAGCUUUGCCUUUGGCUUCCUUUUCCCACCAAAUCUUAAUUUGCCUCAAUUUUUUUGUGGUAUAAAAAGGGACUUCACAAGUCUCAUCUUUUUGUCGCAAACAAAUAAUAUGGACUUUCAAAUAGGAGCCAUGCAAGGAGAGCAUCAACUGCGUAAAGGGACAUGGCAUGAGGAGGAAGAUGAAAGACUCAUUUCUUUUGUAAAACUUAUGGGAGAGAAGAGAUGGGAUGCUUUAGCCAAAGCCUCAGGAUUACGAAGGAGUGGUAAGAGUUGCAGGCUAAGGUGGCUAAACUAUCUUCGUCCGAAUCUAAAACAUGACCAAAUUAGUGGUGAAGAGGAGACUAUCAUCCUUAAACUUCAUGAGAGAUGGGGUAACAAAUGGUCGAAAAUCGCGCGAAUUUUGCCUGGAAGAACUGAUAAUGACAUAAAGAAUUACUGGAGAACAUAUUUAAGAAAAAAAUUAGCAAAAGUUGAAGAAGAAAUAAAGUCCGAGUAUGGAUUAGAGAAAGGCAAGGAACAUAGUAGUAGUACCAGUACUGCUACUGCUGAUCAUAAAAUAUGGAACUGUGACGCUGAUCAAUAUGAUGAGGAUUUAUGGGGAAGCAAGAGCAGUAGUUGGGAUGGAUGUUCUGAUGGUUCUGGAUUAUCAGCAGAUUUUGAAUUAACAAGUUCACCAUAUGAGAAUCGCUUAUCAGAUUACUGGAUAUCAUUAUCAGUACUUUCUAAUGAGGAAGACAGUAGUGAAAUGAAAUGUUACGAUGAAUGUAAUAGCAUGGUAGAUCCCUAUUGGACUGUCCCUGAUGAUGAUCCUUGUGACACUUGGAACAGUUCAGGUUCCCUCUGGGACAUGAACUGAAUGAAUAACAUCAAUAUAUAUCUAUAUAUAUAUACAUAGUAUUAUAAUGUCUUUAAUAGUUUAGAAUACAUACAUAAAAAAAGUACUACGUACUUUUUGAGAUGUCAUAUAAAGAAAGCUUCAAAGUCACAGCUUUAUUGAUCAUGGUUCAUGAAUCCGUGUUCACUCU